This is a messenger RNA of Myxozyma melibiosi, 1738 nucleotides long. RefSeq names its product platelet-activating factor acetylhydrolase. The record is from RefSeq and is a predicted model, not a curated record. The transcript has 2 exons. NCBI's taxonomy places the organism in Eukaryota, Fungi, Ascomycota, Lipomycetes, Lipomycetales, Lipomycetaceae. The coding region runs from base 163 to 1665 and encodes 500 amino acids. Gene Ontology annotation, molecular function: 1-alkyl-2-acetylglycerophosphocholine esterase activity.
CUCUGCAUAUUUGACUCGUCACUUUUCUCUUUCACAUUUUCUUCUUCUUUUCUGCUUCUUCGCUCAGAUUUCCUGUUCUGGAGCCUCAGCCUGUCUCGCCCGGCUCUUUAGUCAUCGGUCGACUUCCUCGUGCUCGCAAUCCUGCUCCGUCGUCGACCAAAAAUGAUCGGCUCCGCGGCAAAGUACCUGACUCCCAAGCUCCCGCCCUAUCCUGGCCCCUACACCGUCGGUUCUGUCGAGGUCGAGGUUCCGGCUCCUUGGCCUGCUAAAUACGACGCUAUCGGGACCGCCGUCGAGACUCUUCUUUUUCGUGUCUUUUACCCAGGUUCCGUCACCGCAGAUGGCGCUGCCGAGGUCCAUCCUUACUGGUUUCCCGGUGGCAACCGCGACUACAUCAAGGACUAUGUCCAGUUCCUCGGAAAAUCAUCCACCAUAGGCUCCCUUCUUGCUCGCGUGCCCUUCGUCGCAGACGCAGUCCUCCCAUGUCUCGCAAACAUCCCGCUCCUCGCUCCCCCUUCCGGUCACAAAUGGCCCGUUAUCGUCUUCUCUCACGGUCUCGGAGGCACCCGCAACGCUUACUCCCAGUUUUGCGGUUCCAUGGCCUCGCAUGGUGCCAUAGUCAUCGCUCCCGAGCACCGCGAUAUGUCGGCGCCCAUCACAUAUGUCCGAAAUUACAAAGACAACACAUACUCCGAGAUUCCUUAUCGACGCAUGAUGGAGGUCAACGAGACUGCUCGCAUUCUACGUACCUUCCAACUCACUCAGCGGGUGCGUGAAGUGGUCUCUAUCGUCAAGGUCCUGCUCGAGCAGAAGAUCGAUCUCACGCCAGCAUCUACAGUCAACAGCCGCGAGCCUGUUUCUAUCAACCCCAUAAACUUCAACUGGGACUUUGUUGAUACGACGAUCGAGAAAGUUUUGUACUCUGGUCAUAGUUUUGGCGCCGCUACAACGAUAGCGGUGGUUAAAGGCGUCCACCACCUGCUUGAUUUCUUGUUCCAGAAGCCAACUGACGCAGUCGCAACCAACAAUACCGGUAAUGAGGAAGUACCCGACUCCAUAGAUCAAGAGUAUGAUCCAAAUGAUCAGUUUCUGCGUCCACACCCCUCAGCAGGAGUCGUCCUCCUGGAUCCCUGGCUGAUCCCGGUUUAUCAAAUGAUGGGCAUUCCGCUUACUGUUCCCGCGGUUGCCAACAUGUCUCAGUCUUUUUAUGGUUGGAAGUCAAACAUGAACUUGGUCUAUCAGCUCUUGUCAAACUCCGCCGUCCCUGAAAAAAUCCGGCCAAAGACCGACACCGGCGUGCAUUUGUUUUUGACCAAACCCUCAGUCCAUCACUCGCAGAGCGACUUUGCGCUUCUCUUCCCAAGCUUGACAAAGUACGCCUUCAAGCUCCCUGAAUGCACCUUCGAGACGCAGACCGCGGUGAUGAACAUGAACGUUGCCGGUUGCGUAGAGUUCCUACGAGAGUACGCUGGGGUUCAGUUAUUCGACGUCACUGGCGAUGCAGAUGAGGGCCUUGUGCGCACGGAGAGUAAAGAGCAUGAGGAGGGUUCGACUGAGACUGUUAGUACUGGGUAUCUCGUCGCUGGGGGACAGAUCAAGGGUUGGUCGAGGCUUGAUGUUGAGAAUGAUAUUACUGUUGUAGAUAUUCUGGAGGGUAAUACUUAGAGUGUAUAUAUUGUUUUUGAUUUUGUUUAUAUCUGGUUGUUUGUAAAUACAUGCAUUAUUCUAUUCCUACACA